This is a messenger RNA of Brassica oleracea var. oleracea, 912 nucleotides long. Its product is annotated as F-box protein At1g47810-like. Bases 1 to 912 code for a protein of 303 amino acids. NCBI's taxonomy places the organism in Eukaryota, Viridiplantae, Streptophyta, Magnoliopsida, Brassicales, Brassicaceae. The record is from RefSeq and is a predicted model, not a curated record. Gene Ontology annotation, molecular function: protein binding. The transcript has 2 exons.
AUGGAAAGACCAAUGGUUGAUAAGAUCAUGACCUCACAAGGAAGCAAGGAUGGAGUUAUCAAAGGAGGAUGCUCACACCCUAUUCCUCUAGAGCUUCUGUUCAUUAUUUUCUUAAGAUUACCUGCCAAAACCUUAGCGAGAUGUGUCUGUGUAUCAAAGCUUUGGGCCUCCAUAAUCCCCAGUCAAGAUUUCAUCACAUCUUUCCAAUCUCAGUCACGCAUCCUCUUCUUUAUAAGGGAUUAUUACCAAACAAGAUUCGAGAACCGGUUCUUCUUGUCAAACCAACAAGAAGGAACAUCAUCUUUUCUUUCACGCACCACAUGUCACGUCUCUGAUUCAAGAUCCAGAUGUCGCCAGCCUCAAGAAGUCAACGGCUUGAUAUGUUGUGGAUACGGUACGAGUCCAGUGAUUUAUAACCCCACCUCAGGAAAAUCACUAACCUUACCAAGAAUCUACCUCGGCCAAAACGUUGGACCGUACGUUGAAAACAAUCUUGGAUACGAUCCAAUCAACGAGGAGUAUAAGGUAUUGUCCAUGACUCCGUUACCUGUUUAUGGAGAACGGUCGAGUGUAACACGAAUUCAUUGUCCUGGAACUAUAAGCGUAUGUAUCAACGGUGUUGUGUAUUACGGUGCUUACGUAGGGGAGAGUAUGAAGCGACUUAGCUUAGUGAGAUUUGACGUGAGGACUGAAAUGUUCGGUUUUACGAAAAUGCCAGAGUCUGUCCAAACUCUAAGUUAUUAUUCAUCAACUCUAAUGAACUACAAUGGAAAAAUAGCGUUAGCGUAUUCAAAAGGUUACGAUACAUAUGAGUUGUGGGUUUUGGAAGAUGCAUGGUCUAAGAUGUGUUUUUCGACGAGGUCAUGGACACAACCUUGUUUUAAAUUUAACGUUGAGGGCAUUAAUUACUAG